Messenger RNA from Schistosoma rodhaini, 1167 nucleotides. The record is from the annotation of a GenBank genome assembly. Lineage: Eukaryota; Metazoa; Platyhelminthes; Trematoda; Strigeidida; Schistosomatidae.
AUGUCUAAUCAUAAUGAUUCCAUUCAUUGUACACGUUAUUAUACAUUCAUUAAACAAUUGAUUCACUUCAUUCAUUUAACUAAAUGGCCAUUUCUAUGUGAUUGUUUAAAUGAAUUAAUUGGUACAACUAUAUUUAUUAUAUUUGGUUUAGGUGUAAUGAUACAAACAAAUAUGAAUGUCAUUAAUAAUAAUAAUAAUAAUAAUGAUGAUAAUAAUAAUAAUAAUAAUGGACAAUAUAUAUCUAUCUCAAUGGGUUGGGGGAUAGCUAAAAUUAUUGGUUUAUUAAUAUCAACUGGUGGUGGUGGUGGUGGUGGUGGUUUUGGUGCUAAUGGUGCUAAUGAUGCUGAUGGUGGUUGUGCUAAUGGUGGUGAUGGGGAUGAUGGAAGCGGGGGUGGACAUAGUAACCGUUGUCAUGAUGAUCAUUCUGGUUUAUUAAAUCCAUCAAUUACAUUUGCAUAUUGUUUAAUUGGCAAAUUAUCAUUACGUUAUUUAAUUCCAUAUACUAUAAUACAAUUAUUAGGAUCUAUAUUAGGUACUUAUAUUAUUAUAACUAUAUAUUGGGAAAAUAUACAAAUCUAUACUAAAUUAAUAUCAAAUGGUAAAUUAGAAAUGAAUACAACAGGUUCAUUAUUAGUUAAUCUACCUGGUCCUAUAUCUCAUUCAUCAUGUUUAUUGGAUUCUAUUCUAUCUAAUACAAUUUAUAUAUGGAUUAUAUUAAUUAUAACAGAUAAGAAUAUAAGUAAUCAUAUAUCUAAUGAAUUACAAUUGAUUUAUAUUGGAUUAUUAAUAAUGGGAAUUAAUGAAUCAUUAUCAUUAAAUAUUGGUAUUGGUUUAAAUCCAGCUAGUGAUUUAGGUGCAAGAAUAACUAUAUCAUUAUGUGGUUGGGGAAUUCAAGCAUUCAAAGCGUAUAAUUAUUAUUUUUGGUUACCUAUUAUUGGACCAUAUAUAGGUGCUUUAAUUGGUACAUUAUUUUAUGGAUUUACUAUUUGUAUACAUUUUAUAUCAUUCAAUGAUUAUGAUCAUAAUUAUACAAAUAAUAAAGAAUGUACUAUGAUUGAUACUACUAGUAAUUAUUGUCAAAGUAGUUUAAUUGAAGAAAUGAAUGAAGAUUUAUUUAAUAUUACAGAAAUUGAUGAUUGUUUUACAGAUAGUAAAGAGACAUUAUAA